UCAUUCUGAAAACAACUCGUACCGUAAACAGUUUGCCUAGCUGCAGCCCAGCCUGUCUCACACGGUAGCUUAAUUUAAUUACAUUUGAAAACGCUGCUACAGAAAAAUAAUAAUGGCAGACGAGGAGAAUAUGCCGGCUGGAUGGGAGAAAAGAAUGAGCCGCAGUUCAGGCAAAGUGUACUACUUCAACCACAUCACUAAUGCCAGCCAGUGGGAACGUCCGGUGGGAGACGGCCGUGGAGAGCCAGAUAAGGUACGCUGCUCUCACCUGCUGGUGAAGCACAAUCAGUCACGUCGUCCAUCUUCUUGGCGGGAACAAAACAUCACACGGACUAAAGACGAGGCUCUGGAACUCAUUCAGAAGUACAUAGAAGACAUCAAGUCUGGAGACGAGAAGUUUGAGUCCCUUGCUUCUCAGUUCAGCGACUGCAGCUCAGCUAAGAACGGUGGAGAUCUGGGGUUAUUUGGCAAAGGUCAAAUGCAGAAGCCUUUUGAAGAUGCCUCCUUUGCGCUCAAAGUGGGAGACAUGAGCGGUCCUGUUUUUACAGAGUCUGGAGUCCACAUCAUCCAACGCACUGGUUGAAAGGAAGAAGCCACAUAAUGUACUUUCCUCUUAUGUCUUCACAAACACAGUCCAACCCAACCAGACCUGAUUUUAUUUUAAUGACACACACCACCCAAUAAACAAAGCUUAUAGGCUGAAUCGCAUAUUAUUAUUAUUAUUAUUAUUAUAAGUGGGAUCAUUUUGUUCCAAGCACUAUUGAACAUGUAUGUAAUCACACUGAACAUCAAGGAGUAUUGCAGAUUAUUUCAGUGAGACUAUGGCAAUACCAUUAUAUAAAAACAUGAGUGCCUGUGACUCUGUUGAAGUGAGUGCACCGUGGAAACAGGUUCACACGAUGCGCAAGGUUUGAGAAUGCGUCUGUAAAAGUUUAUUUCCUCUUUGUUUUUGUUUUUUGGAUGUGCAUGUCGUCAUAAAAGGACCAUUUGCUGUAUGUUUCCCUUUUUAAACUUUUCCAUUUUUACUGUAUGUGUGCCAAAGCAGUUCCUCAUUCUUGUUUUGGAUUCAUAAGAUGUUUAAAAUACUUUCUAGUCCUUGCAGACCCCUGCACUGUUAUUCUGAGUUCUCUACCUUUUUAUCAUUGAUUUAUAUUUGUUGUCCUUUACAGACAUCCAGCAACAUAGAAUCAUUUGUUUUCCUAAUCCACUUUGAAAAGUGCAUGUUUUAUCCCCUUUAGGAUAUGCAAAGAUGGCGCAGUUGAAAACUUCCAAGUUUUAACAAUCAGCUCCGCAGCUUUUAAAAGCAUCAAAGUACAGAUGAACUGUUACAAUCGUGUCAUUCAUUGGAGUUUUUUUGCAUCAAUAAAAAUAAUCUCUUUUUGUAA
Messenger RNA from Cottoperca gobio, 1385 nucleotides. It is a transcript of the gene pin1, whose product is annotated as peptidylprolyl cis/trans isomerase, NIMA-interacting 1. The record is from RefSeq and is a predicted model, not a curated record. Gene Ontology annotation, molecular function: peptidyl-prolyl cis-trans isomerase activity; protein binding. Gene Ontology annotation, cellular component: nucleus; cytosol. The transcript is spliced from 5 exons. Lineage: Eukaryota; Metazoa; Chordata; Actinopteri; Perciformes; Bovichtidae. Bases 113 to 583 code for a protein of 156 amino acids.